Messenger RNA from Penicillium expansum, 735 nucleotides. RefSeq names its product RTA-like protein. The transcript has 4 exons. Lineage: Eukaryota; Fungi; Ascomycota; Eurotiomycetes; Eurotiales; Aspergillaceae. The record is from RefSeq and is a predicted model, not a curated record. Gene Ontology annotation, cellular component: membrane. Bases 1 to 735 code for a protein of 244 amino acids.
AUGAACCCGAAGCUUUUCACCUGGAUAUUCAUCGGGUCUGAUAUUGGAUCCAUUGUUUUGCAAGCAGCUGGUGGAGGCGUGGUCAAUGCAGCCGGGACUGACCAGGCCAUGGUUGAGAAGGGAAAUAAUAUCAUUAUUGCUGGAAUUGUCUUUCAGGUUGCCACAAUGUCGGAGUGUGGAGUAAUGGCGUUGGAGUUCUUCAUUGCGUCCAGGAAGAAUCUGCGCGAAGGCUUCCAGGGAGAAGCUGGGACUGAGAAGCUACAACAAAGAAUAUGGUUUCCUGAGAUGGCGGGUGGAUGGGGGAACGACUUGAUGCAGAACCAAAUGGAGUUCUUAGCCUCUGGAAACCUCGGUCCCACCGUUCUCUCUGAAUUGUUGGAUGCUGGACUCACUGUCACAGUCCUUACCAGACAAAACAGCAACAAGACCUUUGACCCCAGAGCUCAAGUCGAGAAAGUCGACUAUGAGUCUCGCAAAUCCCUCAAGGCUGCGUUAGCUGGCAAUGAGGUAGUGGUUAACACUCUUGCGUUUCCUCCCAACGCCGCGAAACUCCCAAUCUUCGCUGAUAAGAUUGCUGUUCAGGAGCACCUCAUGGAAGUUUCCCAGCAGUCUGGUCUCGGUUAUUCCAUCCUUAUCAAUGGGCCUUUCCUCGACUGGGGCUUGAAGAUAGGGUUCCUCCUUGAUUACUACACUCUACGACGGUGGCGAGCGAAAGUUCAGUACUCCAACCCUUAG